Molecule: messenger RNA, 1535 nt
Organism: Phycomyces blakesleeanus NRRL 1555(-)
Lineage: Eukaryota; Fungi; Mucoromycota; Mucoromycetes; Mucorales; Phycomycetaceae
Exons: 10
Coding region: 104-1408 (434 amino acids)
Biological process (GO): proteasome-mediated ubiquitin-dependent protein catabolic process
Cellular component (GO): proteasome regulatory particle, base subcomplex
Molecular function (GO): ATP binding; proteasome-activating activity; ATP hydrolysis activity
Source: RefSeq, a predicted model, not a curated record
CGUCCGUCUGUCGUGAGUCUCCUCAUCCUACUACUCCUAGUACUGCUCCACUUUUUUUUUUCAAUACUCAUUCAAACGAUCCGUCUCACAUCUACACACAAUCAUGCCACCAAAAGAAGACUGGGAAAAGUACGAUAAGUCCGUUGACGAAAAGGAAGAAAAGAAGAUUGUUGCUCUUGAUGAGGGAGAUAUCAAACUUUUAAAAACCUAUGGUCAAGGACCGUACGCUAAACAACUAAAAACACUUGAACAAGACAUUAAGGAUGCACAGAAACGUGUCAAUGAGAAGAUUGGUGUAAAGGAAUCUGACACUGGUCUCUCUGCGCCAAACAUGUGGGAUAUUCCUGCUGAUAAACAAAGAAUGCAGGAAGAACAGCCACUUCAGGUUGCCCGAUGCACAAAGAUUAUCGAAGGUGGUGAAAAUGAAGACGCAAAGUAUAUCAUUAAUGUCAAGCAAAUUGCCAAAUUCGUGGUUGAGCUUGUUAGACAUGUAUCACCAACAGAUAUUGAAGAGGGUAUGCGAGUUGGUGUUGAUCGUACAAAGUAUCAGAUCCAGGUCCCACUUCCUCCCAAGAUCGAUCCUUCGGUCACAAUGAUGCAGGUCGAAGAGAAACCAGAUGUGACAUACAGUGAUGUUGGUGGUUGCAAAGAACAGAUCGAGAGAUUACGUGAGGUCGUCGAAUUACCACUGUUGCAGCCCGAGAGAUUUGUCAACCUUGGUAUUGACCCUCCAAAGGGUGUGCUUCUGUAUGGUCCCCCCGGUACCGGAAAAACCCUCUGUGCCCGAGCAGUUGCCAACCGCACAGACGCAACCUUUAUCCGUGUAAUUGGUUCCGAGCUCGUACAAAAGUACGUCGGUGAGGGUGCAAGGAUGAUCCGUGAGUUGUUUGAGAUGGCACGAACAAAGAAGGCCUGUAUCAUCUUCUUUGAUGAGGUCGAUGCCAUCGGUGGUGCACGUUUCGAUGAUGGUGCAGGUGGUGACAAUGAGGUUCAGCGUACCAUGUUGGAGCUGAUCAACCAGCUUGAUGGUUUUGAUCCUCGUGGUAACAUUAAGGUUCUCAUGGCCACUAACCGUCCUGAUACCCUUGAUCCUGCUCUCUUGAGACCUGGUCGUUUGGAUAGACGUGUUGAAUUCGGUCUUCCUGAUCUGGAGGGUCGUGCUCACAUUUUGAAGAUCCACGCAAAGAGUAUGAGUGUUGAACGUGAUAUCAGAUACGAGCUUAUUGCGCGUCUGUGUCCCAAUGCAACAGGUGCAGAAUUAAGAAGUGUUUGUACAGAAGCAGGCAUGUUUGCUAUUCGCGCAAGAAGAAAGGUUGCAAACGAAAAGGACUUUUUGGAAUCUGUCAGCAAGGUUAUCAAGGGAUACCAAAAGUUCUCCAGUACUCCAAAGUAUCUUAUGUGGAACUAGAAAAAAAAGAAGAAAAAAAAAAGAGAAGAAAUGUUUGUGUCUGUUUAUGUGUGUGUCUAUGUGUAUGUGCGUCGAACAUGGAUGUGGAUGUAAUUUUAAUAAACAUGCCAAGAUUCAUCCUGAAUAU